Molecule: messenger RNA, 860 nt
Organism: Diatraea saccharalis (sugarcane borer)
Lineage: Eukaryota; Metazoa; Arthropoda; Insecta; Lepidoptera; Crambidae
Source: the annotation of a GenBank genome assembly
GACAAAUGGAACGAUGAAGGAAGACAAUUUACUUAACGCAAUUAACGCAUUGAGUGAAAAAUUUGAGUUGAUCAAUAAAAUACAAAUACCAAAGUUAAGUAAUGAAUUAUUACACCUUAAAUCUGUUACCGAUUGUAUUGUUAAACAAAAUGAAUGUAUACUACGAAAAAUUGAUGAACAUGACGUUCAACAUAAGAAUAAAAAAAGAAACUUGAAGAGUUCGUCACAAAGUUUACGCAAAAGAAAUAUUAACUUGUCAUCAAAUAUGAAGUGUAAUGAGAAGAGCGAUAAUGUUCCAAUAUUACCUGUAGCGGAAAAGACAGUCCGAUUUAGGCCGCGAAAGAGAUCGUAUGUGUUAAAUAGACUAUUUCAUUUAUUAAAUAGGAAAUUAUACCAAACAGCAUCGCCUAGAAGAAGCGUUUAACAGUUUGUACCUAAGUAGAUAGUUAUUUUAAAAUUUAUAAUAACAAAGUGGCUAUUUUUUACAUCUUGAGUUUCUCUAUCUUUUACUGAAGUUGUAUUUUGUUUCCCUACAUUGAUAUUUACAAUAAGACAAAAAAAAUAUUUUGAUACUGAAGGUAUUAAUUGGUUGAUGAUUCUUAUAAGUAAUAUCAUAACCGUCAACUCACGAUUUAAACAGAACUUGUUAUACCUUCACUAGUUUGAUUUGAAUGAGUUUAAUGAAUUUGAAAUUUUAGGUAUAUUUUUAUAGUAUAAUUUUAAUAGUUAAUCAUAUGCAAUACACCUGUUUUGUCACCAAUUUUCAGCAAAAAUUUAAGAAACAUUUUAGUGAUUUUUUUGGGUCUGCAAAGAUGGUUUGUUUGAUUCUGUAUGAUGACGAUAAGACCUCCCUUUUGUCA